Molecule: messenger RNA, 794 nt
Organism: Pararge aegeria (speckled wood butterfly)
Lineage: Eukaryota; Metazoa; Arthropoda; Insecta; Lepidoptera; Nymphalidae
Product: metallo-beta-lactamase domain-containing protein 1
Exons: 4
Coding region: 139-786 (215 amino acids)
Source: RefSeq, a predicted model, not a curated record
AUGACUCUCCUUACCUCUACCCUCCAUACGCUGAAGUAAACAUCUGUUUUUGCAAGAUAAAAUUUAGUCUAUAUCGUUUGCAAAAAUUACAAAUAAAAAUACUAUUUUCUAUGGAAAUUAUUAUUAUUUACCUAUAAAAUGUGUGAUAUAGUAGUAUUAUUUGAUGGUUAUUCCAUAUUAAAAAAUGAAGAAGAAAUGAGUGCAAAUUGCAGCUGUACCCUAUUAAAGGGUAUAAAUAAUGUAAUAAUAGAUACUAUGACUCCUUGGGAUACCAAUAAAAUUGUAAGUGCUUUGAAACUGCAAAAUAUUACUGCAGAUGAUAUAAGUUAUGUUGUUUCUACUCAUGGUCAUUCAGAUCACAUUGGAAACAACAACCUUUUCUUAAAAGCUAAACAUAUUGUUGGCUUCAGUGUCUCAUUUGAGACUAAAUAUUACAUUCAUCCAUUUGAUGAAGGGAAGGAAUUUGUUAUAGAUGAAAAUGUAAAAGUGAUCCCAACCCCAGGACAUACACUUUCAGAUGUAACUGUAUUGGUUAACUCUACUGCAAAACAAACAGUUGCUGUUACAGGCGAUUUAUUUGAAAAGGUUGAGGACAUAGAGGACCCGAAUAUAUGGUUGGACGCUGGAAGUGAAGAUCCAGCUAAACAGAGAAUAAACAGGUUGAAAGUGGCUCAGUUGGCAGAUUGGAUUGUUCCAGGGCAUGGACCACAGUUUAAAGUUACCAAUGAAAUCAUAGAAACCCUUAAACAACAGUUUGAUAAAAAUAAAGCAAAUAAAGAUGAUUAAAUAUUUAA